UUAAUUUUGCCGUCACACCGCUCCAACAUUCGAAUCUGAUCGCUUGUAAUAGUAAGAGAGAGAGAGAGAGAUUGCGAGAGCAGUACCACCACGGCGAUGUUUUUGCAGAGUUCUUCGAUCCUUUUUCUUCUCUCCUUCUCACUCCAAUCUUUCUACUUCGCAAGCUCGCAGUCCUUUAUUGGAGUUAACUAUGGGGAGGUCGCCGAUAACCUUCCACCACCGCCGGCGACGGCGAAGCUCCUCCAGUCAACAAGCAUAGAGAAGGUGAGGCUAUACGGCGCCGAUCCGGCGAUUAUAAAAGCAUUGGCGAAUACUGGCAUUGCGAUUGUGAUUGGAGCAGCCAACGGUGAUAUUCCGGCGUUGGCCUCCGAUCCGAAUUUCGCGGGUCAGUGGGUUAACUCGAAUGUCAUGGCGUAUUACCCAGCCAGUAAAAUCAUCGUCGUUACGGUCGGUAACGAGGUCAUGACCUCCGGCGAUCAAAACCUGAUGGGACAACUCGUGCCUGCUAUGCAAAACAUCCAAAAGGCCCUCAAUGCAGCUUCCCUAGGUGGGAGAGUCAAGGUCUCAACUGUACAUUCAAUGGCUGUGCUGACUCAGUCUGACCCGCCUUCAGCCGGAAUCUUCAACCCGGGCUUUGGUGACACAAUGAGAGCAUUGUUGCAAUUUCAUGGGGCAAAUGCUGCACCUUUUAUGAUCAACCCAUAUCCGUUCUUCGCAUACCAAAGCGAUCCAAGGGCUGAAACUCUAGCGUUUUGUCUGUUCCAGCCCAACGCGGGACGAGUCGACUCAAGGAACGGUAUCAAGUACAUGAACAUGUUCGAUGCCCAGGUUGAUGCUGUACGAUCUGCAUUGAAUGCCAUGGGAUUUCAAGACGUCGAAAUUGUGGUCGCUGAAACAGGGUGGCCUUACAAGGGGGACCCCAACGAAGUUGGCCCGAGUGUGGACAAUGCAAGAGCCUAUACAGGCAACUUGAUAAAUCAUCUCAGAUCAAUGGUUGGCACUCCUCUGAUGCCCGGAAAGUCGGUGGAUACCUAUCUAUUUGCACUCUAUGAUGAAGAUUUGAAACCUGGGCCAGGCUCUGAACGAUCAUUUGGCCUUUUCAGGCCUGAUCUUUCCAUGACCUACAAUGUUGAUCUUUCAAAGCAUAGCCAGACUCCCGCAACUCCUGCUCCGACAACUCCAGCGACUCCAACUACUCCAGUAACUCCAAAACCAACACCAGCAGCAUAUUGGUGUGUGCCCAAAUCUGGCCUUUCCGAUGCUCAGUUGCAGGCAAAUCUUGAUUAUGCUUGUGGCCAAGGCAUUGAUUGUAGUCCAAUUCAAACUGGCGGAGCGUGUUUUGAACCAAAUACUGUUGCAUGUCAUGCUGCUUAUGCAAUGAAUCUCCUGUAUCAAACUGCAGGCAGGAAUCCAUGGAAUUGCGAUUUCUCACAAACGGCAACACUCAGUUCAAGUAAUCCUAGUUAUAAUGGGUGCAAUUACCCUGGUGGGAGUACCUAAAUAAGGUGAGGAAAUUCUUUUGAUAGUUAAUUAAUUAAUAUUUACAAUAAGUGUGGUGGAAGUAACUUGUGGAAUUUUAUUUGAUAGCAGUGUAAAUGGUAAUGGUUCUUGUAAUCUUGUAUGAAUAAUUACCCAAAACUAUCUCAGAAUGUCUUCAUCAAAUACACAUAUAUCUGAGAGGAAUAGAUGAGAGAUAGAACUCAAGGGAAUGUAGAAGUGUCUCACCUCUAUGUGAAGUUGUAAUUCAACAACUUAUUUAUGGUUACUUAAGAAAACUGUUGAAUUGAAAAUAAACUUUAUCUAACAUUAGAAUUUAUAAUUAGUCAAAUGAUCGUAUUGAAUUAUGUCUCUUAUUAGAUCUCUAUAACAUUGCUCAUAUAAUA
Ilex paraguariensis (yerba mate) is the source of this 1883-nucleotide messenger RNA. The record is from the annotation of a GenBank genome assembly. Lineage: Eukaryota; Viridiplantae; Streptophyta; Magnoliopsida; Aquifoliales; Aquifoliaceae.